Molecule: messenger RNA, 336 nt
Organism: Soboliphyme baturini
Lineage: Eukaryota; Metazoa; Nematoda; Enoplea; Dioctophymatida; Soboliphymatidae
Source: the annotation of a GenBank genome assembly
AUGCGUAGAUUUGGAAACGCCGGAAUGCCGCACAGUCUACUGGCAUUGCUGAUCAGGGAUGAACGUGUCGAGUCGUCGACUGGCCCUCAUGCUCCUCUCAUCGGCUUGUCGGCACCGGCGGCAGCGGCGAGACAUAUAUCAAUUGGUCGGUUUUUAGGAUCAUCGCUCGUUAACAAAUUGCUUCUGCCUGCAAUGAUGUCAGAAGCGAUCCUCGCCGGUACUCAGACGCGUUGCGUAAAUCGACGAAAGUUCAACGACUUCCUCGUCGAUACUCCACUGCAUGUCUUCUGUCAUUCGCCGCAGUCGCUUCUGAUCAGGGGUCGAUUACUUAUAUAA